AUGAAGACAGUUGCGUUCCUUUCGCUUUUUGGUGUCGCUACACUCGCCCACCCAGCGGGCCUGUGGUGGGGUACCGACACCUGCUACACCAGCCCGGAAAACACUGACAAUCAGUGUUCGAAUGUCCAAGAGACUGGCUUUGACUGGUUUGAGCUGGCAGACGAUGAUGACUGGGAUUAUGACGGCUUCGACUUUGUUGGAUUUAGCCCUAAGAAUGACUGCGGGGGAUCCACAGGAGGGAACUGUAUUGGAGGAACACUUUCUAGAUACGACGACUGGGCACUUAAGGUGGAUGCUACCGAUGCUCCUUUCUCUGUUCGGAACUUUCACCUUUCAACUUCUCGACAAACCGAUGUCAUCCUUACCUACAAGACACCCAACGGCCGCUCUUGUCACCAGGUAGUUAGCAGCUCGCCCGAGGGAGUCGAUGUCGAGAAUGACCAGUGUGGUGGCGCGGUCUCGGUCGAGUUUAAACUUCCUGAGCAGAGCAAGUUCGGCGAGUGUGAACUAGACCUUCACCAAAUCGAUUUCGACUGUUCUGCUGGGGAAAAGCCCCCUCACUCAGUCGCCAGUGAAUCUCAGUCCUACCCGGAGCCUACCCCGAGCUCGACUACUAUCCCUGUGUCUUCGCAUAUGGCCACGUCCAGCGCACCGGAUAUCUCUUUCCCUACCACCUCCACAGUGUGGACCACCGCCGAAUUUUUGGUUACCAGCUGUGCACCAACUGUUACCCAGUGCCCUGCACAUUCGACUGUGGUGGUAACCUCGACAUAUGUACUAUCGACCACUGUCUGCCCUUAUAAAUCCACUGAAACUGGACAUCUGCACUCACUCGGCUGGGAAACAACUUCAACUGGAGUCUCUCAUGAGAGCUCUCACGCCUCGGUCCCGAAUCUACCCCCCCGGGUCACAUCCAAAACUGGCGAGCCAUCUCCUGCUGUCACUUCUUCGGAACCAAUCCCUUCCUCACCCAGCACACACGCCCCGUGCCCUAACUUGGUCCCCAAGUGUAUGAACACUUGGCUCUCGAUUCCUAAGUGCGACUCUAACAGCGAUGCGGCCUGCUUCUGUCCAUCUUCCGAGUUUACAGACAAGGUCACUUCCUGCAUUCAUGCCUGGGGUAAAUCAGACCAGGAGAUCCAGUCUGCUCUUUCUUACUUCGCCGGUAUUUGUGCAUCAUAUGUACCCAAGAACCCAGCUAUUGUCAACAUCGUCCCCACUAGCACUCCUCAUGGUCCAGCUACCAAGACCAGCAUCCCCUCUCAGUUUGCUAGUAUUACCACUACACCUGUCGAGAACGUCAGUGCGGUCACGCGAGCUCCUCACACCCCAUGUACUACUAUCACCUGGUCUUCUCACACGGUUACUGUCCCGCAGGUUGGAUUCAGCACAGUUACGGGUUCUUCCUCAACCACCGUGAACCUCGUUCUUAUCACUCCCACCGCUACUGAGUGGAGUCAUACUUCCCACUCAUCACCGACAUCGACCAUGACAACUAAGUGUAAAACUACAACUUCGUCUGUUUAUACCACUACUGCGUCGAAGCCCACUGAAACUUUCGUGGCUUCUAACAGUGGAUCAAGAUCAGGUUUGGAGAGCUUGUGGGCAUUUGCUGUGGCUAUCCUUGCCCUUUCUCUUUACUAG
Penicillium arizonense is the source of this 1644-nucleotide messenger RNA. RefSeq names its product CFEM domain-containing protein. NCBI's taxonomy places the organism in Eukaryota, Fungi, Ascomycota, Eurotiomycetes, Eurotiales, Aspergillaceae. The record is from RefSeq and is a predicted model, not a curated record. The transcript is spliced from 3 exons. Bases 1 to 1644 code for a protein of 547 amino acids.